Molecule: messenger RNA, 2091 nt
Organism: Amoebophrya sp. A120
Lineage: Eukaryota; Dinophyceae; Syndiniales; Amoebophryaceae
Source: the annotation of a GenBank genome assembly
CUACAAUGUCUUUGUUUACUGUGCGCGAUUGUCAGCGGGUUAGAAGUGUUUUUCUUUUUUCCCAAACAGCACCGGGAAGGCUUCUGACGAGGUCAAUUUCAUGGAAUUUUGAAUGAACCUCCACAAGUACAAACAACGAACUACACGUAAAAAAGUAAGUAGCGCAACUCUUCGCGUUCACAGAUCAUGCCGGAGUUGCGAGGGCCGGCCUCUUCAUCUCAAGGUCAAGGACCAGUGCUGGAAGGUUCUGGCGCUGUGCCUUUUGGUGAGUUGGUCUCUUCGGUCGUAAAGAAGCAAGAGGACGCUGCGCUGCUAGAGCACGAUGGUCCGCUUGCUUCGACCGCUGUCACCGGCGUGGCGCCGGGGAACAAGCGGCCAGCAGACCAGCCAUCGGACAAAAAGCCCAAGGCGAAGCGCCAGAAAAAAGAGCCCACAGCAGAGCAGCUAGCUGCGAAGCAGGUUUUGGUUUUUGUUUUUCAUAGCGCUAUCAUUAUAAUCAUUAAUUUUGAUUAAGCUUAUAACUAUGAUGUUGUUUCCGGCGGUACCCCAUCAUUUCAACUUUUGUCAAAUGAUUUGCAUAUGCAUUGGCUCCGCCCACCAACUCAAACUCAAACUUUGUUUGGCCGCUGUUACCUAGUAGCUAUGAUGAAAGCUGCUCGCAAGAUUCAACAGAACCCCAUGGUUUUGCGUUUUGGCUGGCUCUGCGACACAAUAACUUUCUGAAACGCAAAACCACAACGACACAGGCCAAGGCGGAAAAAAAAGCCGCCGACAAGGCGGCGGACAAGGAGGCGAAGCGGGCUGCGAAGGAACAGCAGAAACAGGCUAAGGAACAGGAGAAGGCGGACGCGCAGCGCGGGAGGGCCCUGCGCAAGGAGAUCGGCGACGACAUCAAAAGCCGUCUGAAGAUUGUGUGCUCGAAGAAAGGCGGCUACAAGCACUGGUAUCUAUUGAGAAGAACAGGCCGUGAUGCCGAUGAAUAGAAAAUUUAAAUUCUGAUUCUGCUGCAUGGAUUUUUCGCAGUAACCUUAUUUAUUGCGUACGUGCUUGGUGUUGUCUGCAUCUUCACACUCGCUCUAACGAGGUAUGUGCCCGACGGAGCCGCGUCUUACAUGAACAUUACCCUGGCGGACUUCAAGUACUUGUUCGCGGACGCCAUCGCCCGCGACAAAAUAGACCCCCCCGUGUUUACGGAAAACACCCGCGCGGUGGUGGGCGACCUAAACUACGGUGACUGCUGCACGGCCUUCGGUAGCACCAAACUGUCCGGCGGCAGCAUGUACGCCCAAUACACCGUGAAGGGCAUGACCGUCACCUACCGACCCGCGAACCAAAAACUCACCCUCGCCUACGAAAUGGACGGGUUUUGAUUCUGGAAAGAAAAGCGGUUUCAAGAGUUGUGAGAAGACAAGAGGCUAGGAAAAUGAUCAUCAAAAAUAUGUUGUACACGAUCCGGACGAUCCUGUUCCUGCUCCUGCUAUCAAAAAAAAGAAAAGACUGAAAUUAUCGAGAUCUCGGCAAGCGCAAAAGGCAUCUGCCAUUUCCAGGACGGGCUGAUUGAUUUCGAUGUACACUACACCUCCCCUGCCCUGCGUCUGCCGGCAUCGCGGCCCACGACAAAUUUUGUCGCCGCGGCGGUGUCGCGAGAGGAUAAUCGUCAGCCACUACAUCAUUUAAGUAUUUUGAACGACAAGUUUUGUCCACAUAGGGCAGGUUAUUUUUGGAGCCCUUUCUAAGGACACGAUCAACCCGUUACUCACAACUGUUCUUAAUGUUGGUGGUCUUGCUUUGGUUUGAGUCGCAUUUUUUGAUGGCACAUACUCUGUAGCACGACUUCGCUCAAGGCGCACUACCACUAGAAGGUACUCAAUAUAAUUGAUGAGUGGCGUAGUACGCAGCUCUCCUUUGUCGCUGAUCUAGAUGCCCGCACCGAUCUGGCUGGUGCUGAAGCUGCUGUCCUAGAGGACGACGAUAAAUAUGGAUGGGAGCAGGAUGAGGAUCUUCUCUUCUUAAAUCCGUUUCCCUUUCCGUAUCCUAUCGUGCCCAUGAUCCAAAGAACAGCUUCAAAGGUGGUCCUCGUGUACAUGUUCC